UGUGGGUUCACCCGGUAGCAGUGGAACAAAAGCGAGCUGCAAGAGAAGUCCAGUGACACGCGGGCUACCGUUUUAACACCGGAUUUACCAUCAAAUAGCCAUGUCCGACUCAGAAAAAUCAGCUGAGAAAGAACCCGCUGCCGUGGAGAAGAAACUCAUAGCGGAAAAAGUGACUGGUACGGUCAAAUGGUUCAACGUCAAGAGCGGAUAUGGCUUUAUCAACCGGGAUGACACCAAGGAAGAUGUGUUCGUACAUCAAACGGCCAUCACUAAGAACAAUCCCCGGAAAUACCUAAGGAGCGUGGGAGAUGGUGAGAAGGUCGAAUUCGACGUAGUGGAAGGGGAGAAGGGCAACGAGGCGGCAAACGUCACUGGACCUGAAGGGAAUGCUGUGCAAGGAAGCAAGUAUGCGCCAGAGGGUCGUCGUUUCCGUGGCGGUGGAUGGGGUCGCCGGGGCGGCUUCCGUCGUGGCGGCAAGCGGAAGGAGGAAGGCCAGGGCGAUGGUGAAGAGGGAGAGGAGGGCGAAGAAAGCGAGGAGGGCGAUGAAAAGAAGCAGAAAGGAGGCCGACCAAGGGGAAGACGUCCUUACUAUGGUUACGGUGGAUACUACCCAAGACCUUACUUCUACCGUGGACGUGGUGGCGGCCAGAGGGGCAAGCCUGUGAAGGAAGGAGAGGAGAAUGGUGAGAGCAAUGGAGAGGAGCGUCAAGUUCGCCAGGGAGGUCGAGGUCGCCCACCAUAUGGCUGGUACCCCCGUUAUUACAACGCACCAAGGCACUACGGCCCACCUGGCCCGUUCGGAUUCCCACGACGAGGGCGUGGUGGAUUCCGUGGACGUGGAAGGGGUGGUCGUGGUCGUGGUGGACGGGGACGGGGACGUGGAAACUACAACAACACCGAGAAGGGAGAAGGAGAGAAGUCUGAAUCCACUGGAGAAGAGGGAGGACAAACCGGAGAAAACGCUGAAGAAGGCCAGACCAGCGUUUAGGAAGCGUCAACGAACAGAAGAUAGAACAUCUGAUGACAAUGGACAUGCCUUGGUUACCUGCUUGCAUGCCUCCUUGGGGUAUCCAGAGAACUUUGAUAAAUACCAUGAUCAAAUUGUGUUUGAAGCACUAACCGAGUUGCGUUAGACCUCGAAUGCAUUGUGGCAGACCGUCAGCUGUCAGCCUUUAUGUCAGGAAUGAAUUGAUAGUGGAAUUUAUCAACGAUUUUUGGAGUACCCUGUAUAUUUAAUUGUGAACACACUUCAUCUUCUCUGUCGUGUGUCAUGAGAACCUUUGUAAAUGAAUUGCUAAGAUUGAUCUUGGACACCAACUACGGUCGGUCUACUGCUCCAAUUUGUUCACAACCGUUCCAGGAUACACCAGUAUUCAAAAAAUCAUUCAAACCAGGCGAUUGCGUUCCACCCCCUUGAGAAAAUAAUCUAAAACCCCUAUUUAUCUAAUGUCUUUGUGAUGCAUUUGGAAGUGAUUGCAUUGGAACUAAAAGUACAGCCAGCAGUGGCUACCAACAAACUGAAAUUAUUGCCAGUAAUGGUGAACAAAAACUAAAUUAUGGCAGCAUGAAAUUUUGAUAAGUUUUAAACGACAUUGUGCUAUUAAUUUAUGAAGAAUAAACAAGUGUACCAUGCACCUCGGCAGUGAGCUGCACUGGCACAGCUGCACCGUACCCGUUAAAUGACCUCUGCGACGCCAUCUCGUGGUCGAACGACUAACCAAUACUGCCUGAAAUGAUGAGGUGUGUGAUUGAAUCCGAUAGUAUCAAAUGUUUGUUUUCCUACCUAGCGUCUUUUUGAGCCUUUUGACUUGUUUUCUAUACACUGUUUUUGUUUUUACGACAACUUUGUACCAGCAGCUUUGGUAAGGCAUGGAUGCAGUGCAUUUGAGAAAUAAAAAGAGAGCACAUGGAUGGAAUCCAUA
Messenger RNA from Lineus longissimus, 1922 nucleotides. RefSeq names its product Y-box factor homolog. Gene Ontology annotation, molecular function: nucleic acid binding. Gene Ontology annotation, biological process: regulation of gene expression. The transcript is spliced from 7 exons. Lineage: Eukaryota; Metazoa; Nemertea; Pilidiophora; Heteronemertea; Lineidae. The coding region runs from base 101 to 988 and encodes 295 amino acids. Gene Ontology annotation, cellular component: nucleus. The record is from RefSeq and is a predicted model, not a curated record.